This is a messenger RNA of Andrographis paniculata, 1605 nucleotides long. Its product is annotated as cytochrome P450 94A2-like. Bases 1 to 1605 code for a protein of 534 amino acids. Gene Ontology annotation, molecular function: iron ion binding; oxidoreductase activity, acting on paired donors, with incorporation or reduction of molecular oxygen; monooxygenase activity. Lineage: Eukaryota; Viridiplantae; Streptophyta; Magnoliopsida; Lamiales; Acanthaceae. The record is from RefSeq and is a predicted model, not a curated record. The transcript is spliced from 3 exons.
AUGCUCCAAUACCAUCAACAAAUCAAUCCCUCCGUACGACCGCACGUGCCCAUCCCGUGCCACCAAAACUCAACGAUGAGCCUGUUCGUCUUCUCCAUCGUCCUCCCGCCAUUGAUUCUCUUACUGCUCUACAAACUGACUCCCAAAUACCAAACCCACCCUUCUUCUUCCCCAAAGCUCCCAAAAUCGUACCCUAUUUUCGGCUCCUUCUUCACCAUCGUCAAGAACAGACAUCGAUUCGUCCAGUGGUCGUCGGACAUCGCCACGUCGAUUCCGACACUCACUUUCUACCUCAAUCGGAACUUCGGCCUCACGAACAUCGUCACGGCGAACCCCGCCGUCGUGAAGCACAUUCUCAAAACCAAUUUCGGAAACUACGAUAAAGGAGAGUUCUUCAGGACCAAUCUGGGCGACUUCCUCGGCGACGGAAUUUUCAAUUCCGACGGCGAGAUGUGGAAGUUGCAGCGCCAGAUCGCCGUCCAUGAAUUCAACACCAAAUCUCUCCGGAAAUUCGUCGAGACCGUCGUUGAUUCAGAGAUCUCCGGUCGCCUGAUUCCGAUCCUUGAGGAUGCGGCGGUGGCGGAGGCGGCUGCGCCGCCGCUGGAUUUUCAGGACAUUCUCCACAGAUUUGCCUUCGACAAUAUCUGCAAAAUCGCGUUCGGAUACGAUCCAAAAUACCUUUCCCCGUCGCUGCCGGAGGAGAAAUUUGCGGUCGCAUUCGAGAAGGCGGCGGAGCUCUCCGAAGAAAGAUUUUUGACAUUUAUUCCAUACUCAUGGAAGAUUAAAAAGUUUCUAAACAUCGGGUCGGAGAAGGAGCUCAAGAUGGCCGUUGGCGAAGUCCGGCAAUUAGCACUAAAAAUCGUCCGAAGAAAAAUGCAAGAAAUUAAGGAAAAUCCAUCGUCAAACAACCAAUUCGACGAUCUAUUGUCGCGAUUCUUAAAUUCAGGGAAUUCCGAGGAGACCUUCGUCACGGAUAUAGUGAUAAGCUUCAUUAUCGCCGGAAAAGACACCACCUCCGCCGCUCUGACGUGGUUCUUCUGGUUGUUGUCGAAACAUCCACAAGUCGAGAACGAAAUCCUCAGGGAAAUCGAAGACAUGUCCGGGGCAUCGUCGGCGUACGAGGAGGUUAAAGAAAUGGUUUACACGCACGCUUCGCUUUGCGAGGCAAUGCGGCUUUACCCGCCGGUGCCGGUCGACGCAAAGGCGGCUCGAAACGACGACGUUUUGCCGGACGGGACGAUGGUGAAGAAAGGGAUGAGAAUUAGCUACCAUCCGUACGCGAUGGGGCGGGUCGAGAAAGUGUGGGGGAAGGAUUGGCCGGAGUUCCGCCCCGAGCGGUGGCUGGAGCGGCGGUCGCCGGAGGAGAAGUGGUGUUUUGUGGGGCGGGAUCCGUACACGUAUCCGGUGUUUCAGGCGGGGCCGAGAAUAUGUUUGGGGAAAGAUAUGGCUUUUAUUCAAAUGAAGAGGGUUGUUGCCGCCGUCUUGCGGCGGUUUAGGGUUGUGCCAGUGGCGGAAGGGACAGAGCCGGUGCUUGUAUCGGCGUUGACGAUAAAAAUGAAGGAUGGGUUUCCGGUGAGAAUCGAAAUUAGGAAUAACGGUAUAUAG